AAGCGGGAAACCCAAACACACACACACACACACUCAUGUCUCGACGGGACGCGACAGAUGGCGGUUUCAAAUAUGUAUUUGGCAUUUUGCGCUCGUUGUACCCAGUCGUGCAGACUCUGGAGGAGUUCGCAGAUGGGCUUGUGUUUUCUGAUGGACGGAAGCCGGCUCUUCUGGAGGAAAGAGACGGAGCGCGUUUUAAAAAUCUAGUCAGAGGACUGAUGAUAUGCGCGUUCACGCCACCGCAGCAGCAGCGCGUGCCCGCACAGCUCAGCACGCUUCCGGAGGUUCUGGCGUUCACCCUAAACCACAUUAAACGGAAGAAGCUGAGGAACGUCCUGGGAUUCGGCUAUCAGUGCAAUGACGUGUCGGCCUGUUCGGAUCCGUUCCGGUUUCACGGAGACGUUUCGCAGACGGCGGCGUACAUCAGCACUAGCGAGCUGUGGAAGCGGAUCAACCAGCGUCUGGGAACCGAGGUCACGCGACACCUGCUACAGGACUGCGCCGUGUUCGCUACCGUCCCGCCCACGUGUUUGCUUCAGGUGUGCGGAGAGCCCGUGUACGACCGGCUGAUCCCGAGCGCAUGGUCCGGGUUUUCCCUCAGCCACGUCUCGGCUCAAACACAGAAAAAUUCGGGUAUCCCAUGGAAAACGAUCACAAGAGACGCUACCACGAGAACAAGAGAUGCGAAGAUAAGCGCAAGAGACGCUAAGACGUUCACAAGAGAUGCUAAGACGUUCGCAAGACACAUUAAGAUGAGCAAAAGAGAUGUUAAGAUGAUCGCAAGAGGUGCUAAGACAAUCGCAAGAGAUGCUAAGACGAGCGUAACAGAUGCUAAUACGGUCACAACAGAUGCUAAGAUGUUAACAGUCUCGAAAAAGAGAGCAAGAGAUGACGAGAAGCACGAUAAACAUCCUGUUAUGAAGAAGCGAAAAGUGAUUACGGAUGAAUCCGACGGGCCGCCGACCGCAAAAUCACGGAUCUCGGAGCUGGAAGCCCGCGGAGCAACGCCCUCCCCGACCGUCACACUGCGCGAUACGCGUCCUAAGCAUGCUUUAUAA
Pimephales promelas (fathead minnow) is the source of this 1058-nucleotide messenger RNA. Lineage: Eukaryota; Metazoa; Chordata; Actinopteri; Cypriniformes; Leuciscidae. The record is from RefSeq and is a predicted model, not a curated record.